AUGGCCGCCGCUGAAGCCCGUUUCUUCACCUUCCCCCGCAACAACGACACCAUCAAGUCGCAGACGAUGCCGCUCGUCACGCCCGGCUGGACGGCCUUGACCGGCCGCCACUGGGACCUGACACACUCUCCCAACGUGCCGCACUUCGACCAGGGCGUGCCCGCGCUGCCGGCCGGUGUGCCCGCCGACCACCCGCAGGCCCAGGAGUACUACGCCUACGUCGAGAAGUUGGCGCCCUUCUGGCCCAGCGCCCUCGCCGUCUUCCUGCUCACCGAGCUGAAGCAGAGUGUUGGCAAUGACGCGCAGUUUGCUCGCUUCAAGGCCAUCGUUGAGGAUGGAUUGAAGGCGGGUGACUUUGCUGCUACCAACUAA
Lasiodiplodia theobromae is the source of this 372-nucleotide messenger RNA. RefSeq lists its product as uncharacterized. The record is from RefSeq and is a predicted model, not a curated record. The transcript has a single exon. NCBI's taxonomy places the organism in Eukaryota, Fungi, Ascomycota, Dothideomycetes, Botryosphaeriales, Botryosphaeriaceae. Bases 1 to 372 code for a protein of 123 amino acids.